UCCAAGUUAUUCAAUUUCUUUGGUGAGUUGGAUCGGGAAUAAGGCGAGCUCGCCCGUGUCUCGGACACCUUUGCCGCCUCGUUGCCCCUCCUGCGGGGUGAAGUCGGAUGUCAGGGACAAGGAUGUAUGCCGAAUGUUUGACUGCCACUACGAAAUCAGAGUGAGAGUAGACCAGACAUUCUCCACGAUAUCAACUUUGCAUUAUCCUCUCUGACCGGACUGCCACGUUGUCAAUCGACGAACAAUACGAGACUCGACAUCACAUCUACAACCACAUCCCACUCCCCACAGCAAUGUCUCAUCCCGGCCGCCUGGAAGGCAAAGUAGCCAUCGUCACCGGCGGCGGACUCGGGCUAGGCGAAGGCAUCGUGCGCAAGUUCGUGCACGAAGGCGCGCGCGUGCUAAUCUUCGACAUCCACAAAGCGAAUGGCGAAAAGGUGGCCGCCUCGCUCGACCCCAAGGCCGUCAAGGCUUACGAAGGCGACGUCACCAAGACGAGCGAUUGGGAGGCUGCGGUCAAGCACGCGCUCGAUGCGUUCGGCAAGCUGGAUAUCGUCGUCAAUAACGCUGGGGUGGUGCAUAACGCCCAGGCUUCCGACACGGUCCCGCUGGAGGAGUACGAACGCAUUAUGAAGAUUAAUGUCAGCCCGCUGUAUCACAGUGCGAAAGCGGUGCGCCCCGUCUUCCAGAAAGCCGGAGGAGGCGUGUUUGUCAACGUCAGCUCCAUCUCCGCGCCGCGCCCCCGCCCCAACCUGGUGUGGUACGCGGGGUCAAAGGGGGCGGUGAGUGCGGUGACGAAAGGGCUGGCGGCGGAGUUUGCAAAGGAAAAUGUGCGCGUGAACGCCAUCUGCCCCGUUGCGGCGGCGACGGGCAUGCUGGCGUCGGUUUUGGGCGGCACGGAUACGGAGGAGGGCAGGGCGGGGUUGAUCAAGGGGAUUCCGCUGGGGAGGACGGCGACGCCGCAGGAUAUUGGCAAUGCGGCUGCCUUCUUGGCGAGCGAUGAGGCGAGUUUGAUUACGGGGAUUGAGCUGUAUGUUGAUGGGGGAAGGUCGCUGCAGUGAGAGUGGAGGGGUUAGGGACAGGGAUGGGAGGUGCCGGAGGUAGAGAUGACGGUUCAUGUCAAGAAGUGCACGUAUUAUGUGCCAAGGAGACAGGGAAUAUGGACGCCAUCAAAUGAACAUGGAAAUACACGGAACAAAAGCCUCGCAAUUGACGGACAGGGAACGUGAAGCCACAGCCUCAUCAGUCAGGUACUGUAAGCCUGAAGGGAGGUAGCUAAGAACGUAAGAGGCAAGUGUGAAGACUAGAAAGGAUGACGAAAGAGAAGAGGAAGAGAAUUUCGCGUGCUAAGCUCGUGCA
Molecule: messenger RNA, 1359 nt
Organism: Neohortaea acidophila
Lineage: Eukaryota; Fungi; Ascomycota; Dothideomycetes; Mycosphaerellales; Teratosphaeriaceae
Exons: 1
Coding region: 294-1061 (255 amino acids)
Molecular function (GO): oxidoreductase activity
Source: RefSeq, a predicted model, not a curated record